Molecule: messenger RNA, 1272 nt
Organism: Dovyalis caffra
Lineage: Eukaryota; Viridiplantae; Streptophyta; Magnoliopsida; Malpighiales; Salicaceae
Source: the annotation of a GenBank genome assembly
AUGGCACGCAAGAAGAUCAGAGAGUACGACUCCAAGAGAUUGUUGAAGGAGCAUUUCAAGAGGUUUUCUGGUCGCGAUUUGCCCAUCAAAUCUGCUCAAGUGACGGAAUCGACUGAUUUCAAUGAGCUAGCAGAGAAAGAACCUUGGUUGUCAUCAACAAAACUGGUUGUAAAACCUGACAUGCUGUUUGGGAAACGCGGGAAGAGUGGUCUUGUUGCUUUAAAUCUGGAUUUGGAUCAAGUUGCUGAGUUUGUCCAACAACGUCUUGGCAAAGAGGUAGAAAUGGGCGGAUGCAAAGGACCUAUUACAACAUUCAUCGUUGAACCCUUUAUCCCCCACGACCAAGAGCUCUAUCUAAACAUUGUCUCCGAGAGACUUGGAUGCAGCAUCAGCUUUUCGGAAUGCGGAGGAAUUGAAAUUGAAGAGAACUGGGAUAAGGUUAAGACCAUAUUUGUUCCAACAGGGACAACAUUCACGUCCGAAGUUCGUGCUCCACUUGUUGCGACCCUUCCUUUGGAGAUAAAAGGAGAAAUUGAGGAGUUCAUUCAAGUAGUUUUUGCUCUUUUUCAAGAUCUUGACUUCACUUUCCUAGAGAUGAAUCCUUUCACUUUUGUUGAUGGAAAGCCCUAUCCCUUGGAUAUGAGAGGCGAGCUGGACGACACUGCAGCUUUUAAAAACUUCAAAAAGUGGGGCAACAUUGAAUUUCCAAUGCCAUUUGGAAGAGUUAUGAGCCCUACUGAAAGCUUUGUUCAUGGCCUAGAUGAAAAGACAAGUGCAUCUUUGAAAUUCACUGUACUGAAUCCAAAGGGGCGAAUUUGGACCAUGGUGGCUGGAGGAGGUGCAAGUGUCAUUUAUGCUGAUACGGUCGGAGAUCUUGGCUAUGCUUCUGAGCUCGGGAACUAUGCAGAAUAUAGUGGAGCCCCCAAUGAAGAGGAGGUGUUGCAGUAUGCCAGAGUUGUAAUUGAUUGUGCAACUUCUGAUCCUGAUGGCCAUAAGAGAGCCCUUGUAAUUGGAGGAGGAAUUGCUAACUUUACUGAUGUUGCUGCUACAUUUAAUGGUAUAAUUCGAGCCUUGAAGGAGAAGGAAUCGAAGCUGAAAGCAGCAAGGAUGAAUCUAUAUGUGAGAAGAGGAGGUCCUAAUUACCAGAGGGGCCUUGCAAAAAUGAGGGCACUGGGAGAGGAAAUUGGAAUCCCAAUUGAGGUUUAUGGGCCCGAAGCAACAAUGACUGGCAUAUGCAAACAGGCAAUCCAGUGCAUCUCCGCAGCUGCAUAA